Messenger RNA from Coregonus clupeaformis (lake whitefish), 1244 nucleotides. It is a transcript of the gene tspan6, whose product is annotated as tetraspanin 7. The transcript is spliced from 8 exons. Gene Ontology annotation, cellular component: membrane. NCBI's taxonomy places the organism in Eukaryota, Metazoa, Chordata, Actinopteri, Salmoniformes, Salmonidae. The coding region runs from base 123 to 878 and encodes 251 amino acids. The record is from RefSeq and is a predicted model, not a curated record.
ACUUCCCUUCUCCUUGGAUUCUGUUUUUGUCGAGAAAAGUUUUCCAGCAGGGCGCUUUGGAAGUUUUUUUCUCUUUGCAACAACGAUACUUUUUGACUGACAAGUUCUGCGAAAUAGACAUCAUGUCUCCCCCAUCAAGAAGGCUUCAAACGAAGCCUGUGAUUACAUGUCUCAAGACCUUUCUUAUUUCUUACAGUCUCAUAUUUUGGUUUACAGGGGUUAUCCUUCUGGCUGUUGGAGUAUGGGGGAAAGUGAGCCUGGAAGCUUAUUUCCAACUGGCCUCUGACAAUAGCACCAACGCGCCAUUUGUCCUCAUCGGGACUGGCGCCAUCAUCGUCAUUUUUGGCCUGUUUGGUUGCUUCGCUACAUGCCGCGGUAGCCCAUGGAUGCUAAAACUGUAUGCCAUGUUCCUGAUUCUGGUGUUCUUAGCCGAGUUUGUGGCUGGCAUCUCUGGCUUCUUAUUCAGACAUGAGAUAAAGGCUGUAUUAGGUGAUGCCUAUAAAGACGCUGUGACAAACUACAAUACCACAGACUCCAAAAGCUCUGCAGUUGACACCAUCCAGAGGACUUUGCACUGCUGUGGAGUGGAUAGUUACAAGGACUGGAACACGACAAAGUACUUCAAAGACAAUGGCAUCCCUGUCAGCUGUUGCAAAGAGAAUUCGGUCUGCUCUGUCGAGAACCUCAAGGACCUUGACAAGGCUCGUGACGUUGUGUAUGACACGGGCUGCUUCUCACUGGUGACCAUUUUGAUGGAGUCUAACCUGGGAAUCAUUGCAGGGAUAUCUUUUGGAAUUGCAUUCUUCCAGCUCAUUGGGGUUUUCUUGUCCUGCUGCUUGUCUCGAUACAUCACCAACAACCAGUAUGAGAUGGUCUAGCAGUGUCCUUCCACAGGUCACUGAUGGGCAGCUCAUGAUGCAAAGGGAACUUGCAUAUUUUUAAUCCUUCGUAUACGUGUAAUGGUUAUCUAUGUCAUUUUAGAAUACACUCUUGCUGAUAUAAAAACAAAAAAACAGACUUUCACUUUUCAAUGGCAAACAGACUGAAGGAAAACCGUUAUUGGACACCAUAAGGGAUCUAUUUCUGCAAUUCUGUCAUCAAUGGGAUAAAGCUUUGUCUUGCUAAGACUAGUGGAUUACAGUUUAUUGUGCUUAAAUGUUAAUUUGGGAUUCACAGACUUUAUCAAUGGCAUAUUUCUCAUUUGAUUCAUGUAUGUUUGAUGCUAUUAUAUAUGACAUAUUGAA